Messenger RNA from Tupaia belangeri chinensis (Chinese tree shrew), 1826 nucleotides. Its product is annotated as melanoma-associated antigen 8. The record is from RefSeq and is a predicted model, not a curated record. The transcript is spliced from 3 exons. Gene Ontology annotation, biological process: negative regulation of transcription by RNA polymerase II. Gene Ontology annotation, cellular component: nucleus. Lineage: Eukaryota; Metazoa; Chordata; Mammalia; Scandentia; Tupaiidae. Bases 304 to 1323 code for a protein of 339 amino acids.
CAAAGGACCGGCUUCCGCCCCUGCUGUCUGCCCUGGGAAGCCCCGACUGGACGGUGGGCCUUGAUGGGGUUUGCAGACUCAGCCUCCGUGGUCUGAGGGGAGGAAGGCCUUGUCCUGAGGGCUGCGCUUCAGUUCUCACCAAGUGACGCCUAGGACAGAGGGGCAUCUUCAGGGCUGCAGAGGGAGCUUGCCUGGUCCACGGACCGAGUGGUCUCAGGAGCUCCCACAAGUCAAGGCCUGUGGGUCCCCAUCAGCCAGCUGCUGCCACACUUCUGCCCAUUACCGUGGGCCAGUCGGAGUCCUAUGCCUCACACGGAGGAGCCUCAGUUCUCAGUUCCAGAUGCAGGCCUUCAGGCCCAGAAAGAGGCACCAGGCCUGGUGGGCGCCCAGGUCACUGAAGCCGAGGUGGAGGAGGCGGCCGUCACCGCCAGCCCUCUGUGCUCUAGCGUGACCCUGGGUGCCCCAGAGGAGGCACCUGAUACCCCGAGUCUUCCGAGCACCUGCCUGACCACCCGCGCCAUGGCAGUCGCUCCCCAGAGCCAAUCCGCUGGGGGCUCCAGCAGUGAAGAAGAGCAGGAGCCGCACACCUUGCAGGAUCCGGCGGGCCCUGUGUCCUCGCUUGGAGAAGCGCUAGAUGAGAAGAUGGUUGAAUUGGUGCACUUCCUGCUCGACAAGUAUCGCAGGAAGGAGCUGACCACGGAGGCAGAAAUGCAGAACAGCGUCGUCCAGAAUCACCAAGACCACUUCCCUUUGAUCUUCAGUAAAGCCUCCGAGUGCCUGCAUCUGCUCUUCGGCAUCGACAUGAAGGAGGUGGACGCCUCCGACCGCUCCUAUGUCCUGGUCACCACCCUGGGCCUCACCUACGAUGGGAUGGUGGACGAAGACGAGAGCGUGCCCAAGACCGGCCUCUUGGUCAUCGUCCUGGGCCUGAUCUUGUUGGAGGACGACCACGCCCCUGAGAAGGAGAUCUGGGAAGCGCUGAAUGUGAUGGGGGUGUAUGCGGGGAGGGAGCACCACCGGUACGGGGAGCCCAGGAAGCUCCUCACUGAAGAGUGGGUGCAGGAAGACUACCUGGAGUACAGGCGGGUGCCCGGCAGUGAUCCUGCCUGCUACGAGUUCUCGUGGGGGCCAAGGGCUCACGCUGAAACCAGCCAGAUAAAAGUCCUAGAUAAUUUGUUAAAGGUCCAUGGGAGUGAUCGCAGAUCCUUCCCAUCUGAGUAUGACGAGGCUUUGGGAGAUGAGGAAGGAGGUGCCCAAGCGGGAGCUGCCCCCAGGGUCAGUGGAGGGGCGGGGGCCCAGGGCACGUUCCAGGACCCCAUCUAGCAGCUUCUCCUUACCCGGGUGUGGUGGGCCCAUUCUUCACCCCGCGGGAGGAGAACCGCCAGUGUGCCAAGUCGUAGAGGGCCGGGUGGGCUGGGGAACACGGUGUGUUCUGUCUCUGUGUUUCUGCUCCAUGCGGUGACUUGGCAAUCUACCCGUCCUGCCUUUUGGUCAUUCUCACAUGAGGGUUACAUUAGCUUCAGCAUCAAAGUUUAGGAAUGACUUCGGUCACACUCGUAGCCGUUUACAGUUUUAGGGGGAACCGUUUUGCUUCUUGUUCCAACGGUUGGGGAAACCAUCUUGUUUUUGUGAUGUGGAGCCAGGUAACGUGGCAAUGGAAUAGGAAUUUCUUUGGAAAUGUGGAAGUGCUUUGCGUUAAAAUUGAUGAGGUCACGACAUAGAGAAAAAUUAGUAACAGACAGUACAUUGUUGACUUCCUAUCCCUUUUCUUCUUUAAAAGUAAAGCCUGUAUGUACACCUGGAUCUGCUUCGGUUCUUCCAGAAUC